CCGCCGAGGAGCCUUUCGAUGUGCCAGGCACGGCCGGGCAGCGAGGCUGAGCUCUGUGGGAGCGCAGACACAAGGGAAAGAUGCCUGUGGUGUGGCCAACUCUUCUGGAUCUCAGCAGAGAUGAAUGCAAGAGGAUCCUUCGCAAACUGGAACUGGAGGCAUAUGCAGGUGUCAUCAGUGCCUUACGUGCACAGGGAGACCUUACGAAAGAGAAGAAGGAUCUUCUUGGAGAACUCUCUAAAGUGCUUAGUAUUUCAACGGAGCGACAUCGUGCUGAAGUUCGGAGAGCAGUAAAUGAUGAACGACUAACGACUAUUGCACACAAUAUGUCUGGACCAAAUAGCUCUUCCGAAUGGUCUAUAGAAGGUCGUCGACUGGUGCCGCUGAUGCCACGGCUUGUUCCACAAACAGCUUUUACUGUUACCGCUAAUGCUGUUGCCAAUGCAGCUGUUCAGCACAACGCAUCUCUUCCAGUUCCUGCAGAAACCGGAAACAAAGAAGUGGUGGUUUGCUAUUCCUACACAAGUACCACUUCAACCCCAACAUCUACCCCUGUUCCAAGUGGCAGUGUAGCAACAGUGAAGUCCCCCAGACCCGCCAGUCCAGCCUCCAAUGUAGUCGUCUUGCCAAGUGGAAGUACUGUUUACGUCAAAAGUGUCAGUUGCUCAGAUGACGAUGAAAAGCCCCGCAAAAGACGGCGAACGAAUUCUUCUAGUUCUUCCCCUGUUCUCCUGAAAGAAGUCCCGAAGGCAGUGACUCCUGUCACUAAAACUAUCACAGUGCCUGUAAGUGGCAGCCCCAAGAUGAGUAAUAUAAUGCAGAGCAUUGCCAACUCCUUACCACCACACAUGUCGCCUGUGAAAAUAACCUUCACUAAGCCCUCAACACAGACAACAAACACGACAACACAGAAGGUGAUAAUAGUAACCACCUCUCCAAGCUCAACUUUUGUACCCAACAUCCUUUCAAAGUCUCACAACUAUGCAGCAGUUACGAAACUUGUCCCAACAUCAGUCAUUGCCUCAACUACUCAAAAGCAACCAGUGGUUAUAACUGCUUCUCAGUCCUCUUUGGUCAGUAGCAGCAGCAGCAGUAGCUGUUCCACUCCCUCCUGUACUGCAAAUACUAUUGCUGUGACUGCUGUAGUAUCAUCAACACCGUCAGUGGUUAUGUCAACAGUAGCACAAGGUGUGUCUACAUCAGCAAUUAAAGUUGCCUCUACCAGACUACCUUCCCCAAAAGGUUUGGUUGGGAAUCCAACUCAGAUCUUAGCACAGUUUCCCAAACAACAUCAGCAGUCCCCCAAACAGCAACUGCACCAAAUACAACAGGCCCAACAGCAGCAGCAGCAACAGCAACAACAGCAGCAGCAGCAACAGCAACAACAACUGGUGCAGUCUUCCGUAGCUCAACAGCAGCCACAGCAAUCUCAGUUGCCACCUGGCAUCAAGCCCACCAUUCAGAUCAAACAGGAAUCAGGUGUUAAAAUAAUCACUCAACAGGUGCAGCCCAGUAAAAUCCUUCCCAAACCAGUUACAGCGACCUUGCCCAGCAGUAGCAAUUCACCUAUUAUGGUGGUUAGCAGUAAUGGGACUAUCAUGACAACUAAACUGGUCACUACUCCCACUGGAACUCAAGCAACAUAUACGCGGCCAACGGUUAGCCCCUCUAUAGGGGCUCGGAUGGCUGGAACUCCAGGGGCUGCUACUUACGUGAAAACUACAAGUGGUAGCAUCAUUACUGUAGUACCAAAAUCACUGGCUACGCUGGGAGGGAAGAUUAUCAGCAGUAAUAUUGUUUCUGGAACUACAACCAAAAUCACUACAAUUCCAAUGACAUCCAAACCCAAUGUGAUUGUUGUGCAAAAGACUACUGGAAAAGGAACUACAAUUCAAGGGCUUCCAGGCAAAAAUGUUGUCACAACGCUGUUGAAUGCUGGGGGGGAGAAAACUAUUCAGGCAGUGCCAGCAGGAGCAAAACCUGCUAUCAUCACUGCCACAAGACCCAUCACAAAAAUGAUUGUUACACAGCCAAAAGGAAUAGGGUCCACGGUCCAGCCAGCCACCAAAAUCAUCCCAACUAAAAUUGUUUAUGGUCAGCAAGGGAAAACGCAGGUUCUCAUAAAACCAAAGCCAGUGACAUUUCAGGCAACAGUUGUGAGUGAACAAACUAGGCAGUUGGUGACUGAAACGUUACAGCAGGCAUCAAGGGUAGCGGAGACAGGAAACUCAUCUCUCCCAGAAGCGAAAGAAGAACCGCAAACCUACACCGAUAGCAGCUCUUCUUCUACAGAGUCCUCCCAGAGCUCCCAAGAUUCUCAGCCUGUAGUCCAUGUGAUUGCUUCAAGAAGUCAAGAUUGGUCAGAACAUGAAAUUGCUGUGGACACAAGCCCUACAAUAAUUUACCAGGAUGUAUCCAGUGAAUCUCAGUCAGCUACUUCCACGAUAAAAGCUUUGCUGGAACUUCAGCAGACAACAGCAGUGAAGGAAAAGUUAGAAUCGAAGCCAAGGCAACCUACCAUUGACUUGAGCCAAAUGGCUGUCCCAAUCCAGAUGACCCAAGAAAAGAGGCAUUCUCCAGAAAGUCCUUCAAUUGCUGUAGUCGAGUCGGAAUUAGUUGCUGAAUAUAUCACAACUGACUCAGGAAGACAACACUGUAUUGGUUCACAUUCGGAAGAAUAUCUACACAACCAUAUAGUCAGUCAUCGGUCCCAGCCCCACCAGCAGUCAUCUCAGCCCCAGAGGACUCUGCUGCAGCAUGUGGCUCAGUCGCAGACAGCAACGCAGACUUCUGUUGUGGUGAAAUCUAUCCCCGCAUCCUCCACAGGCGCAAUUACCCAUAUCAUGCAGCAGGCCUUAAGCAGUCACACUGCAUUUACCAAACACAGUGAACAACUUGGAACUGAGGAAGGAGAAGUGGAAGAGAUGGACACCUUAGAUCCUCAGACUGGCCUGUUUUACAGAUCUGCCCUGACACAAUCGCAGGCACAAAAACAGCAAAAACUGAGUCAGCCGCAGCUGGAACAGACUCAACUGCAAGUGAAAACUCUGCAGUGUUUCCAGACUAAGCAGAAGCAGACAAUCCACCUGCAGGCCGAUCAAAUCCAGCACAAACUCCCACAAAUGCCCCAGCUUUCUAUAAGGCAUCAAAAGCUAACCCCCCUGCAGCAAGAGCAAGCACAGACCAAACCAGAUGCACAGCACCCCCCACACCACAUGAUGGCCAAAGAAAGGCAACUCCCUACCUUAGUGGCACAGCCACAGCAAACUGUAGUACAGGUGCUUGCAGUAAAAACCACGCAGCAGCUGCCCAAACUGCAACAGGCACCAACGGCACAAAAAAUCUACGUGCAACCCCAACCCCCCCAGAGUCAAAUGCAGCUACCUGCCUCUUCAGAGAAACAGCCAGCAAGCCAGGUGCAGCAUCCAAUUAUAACGCAAGGAUCCACUGUUACAAAGAUAACUUUUGCGGGGCGUCAGCCUCCUUCUGUUUCAAAGGUAGCAGGUGGCAGUUCUGUGCCCAAACUGGCAUUGCCGGUUACCAGCCUAUUUCCCAUGCAGGCAUCCGCGAAGACAGCAGUAGCAGAUAUUUUGAGAGUGUCUAUGGUGGAAGCUCAGAUUGAUACAAACGUAGAACAUACGAUAGUGGAUCCCCCAAACGAGGCCAUGUCCACUAGUAAACCCGCUAGCGAAGCAGAGUCGUCACCUUGUACCCAGGUGCCGAGGGUGACUGCAGUAGGGAUGACGGCAACUUCCAUCCCCCAGCAACAGACAUGUACAGAAUCCAGUUCAAGUCCUCCUGCUGUUGGUCCUACUUUAACAGAGAGGAAACUCGAUGCACAAGGAAUGCCUACAACAAACCAGUUUAUACACAUUCAGAAUAUAUCACAAAAGAAAGCUGAAGAGAGUUCAUCAGAAAUUGUUAUCCAGACUAUCCCUCACUAUUCCAUCCCUUGUCACUCCAGCUCCAAUGUGGUAGUGGAACCCAGCGGGCUCCUGGAGCUCAACAACUUCACCAGUCAGCGCCUCGACGAUGAGGAGACGGCAAUGGAGCAAGAUGUGGACAGUAGCACUGAGGACGGCACUGAGCCCAGCCCCUCUCGAAGUUCUGCUGAACAAUCCUAAGGAAUUGGGACACUGGAGUGCACUUUAAAAAUAUCUUGGGAUUUUGAGUAUCCAAGAUGCCCUUGUAUUGUGAUGUCUUAGAGCACUUUGCCUAUUAGAGUUGUUCAUUGGACCCUUGAAGCAUCAGUGUGUUUUAACAAGACGGUAUUGCAAAAGCUGCAUCUUAAAAAUU
Gymnogyps californianus (California condor) is the source of this 4296-nucleotide messenger RNA. RefSeq names its product EMSY transcriptional repressor, BRCA2 interacting (gene EMSY). The record is from RefSeq and is a predicted model, not a curated record. NCBI's taxonomy places the organism in Eukaryota, Metazoa, Chordata, Aves, Accipitriformes, Cathartidae. Gene Ontology annotation, biological process: regulation of DNA-templated transcription. Bases 81 to 4124 code for a protein of 1347 amino acids. Gene Ontology annotation, cellular component: nucleoplasm. The transcript is spliced from 21 exons.